CCCAACCAUGAGCUGCAAUACAAAGGCAACAGUUGGCCAGACCAGACUGGGCCAACCGGAGGGAGCUCAGCACCGCUGUGGCCAUGAUGGGGAGCGUGGCCAGGUCCACUGCUGCCACCGGCCUCCUCUUGCUCCUCUUCCUCCAUCCAGUAGCAGCCUUCUGGCUUUUCAACGUCCUCUUCCCCCCCAGUUCCACACCCGAAGCGGCAGUCUCCAACAACACCCCUCCUGUCAUACUUGUGCCUGGUUGUCUGGGGAACCAGCUAGAAGCCAAACUGGACAAGCCGGACGUGGUGAACUGGAUGUGCUACCGCAAGACAGAGGACUAUUUCACCAUCUGGCUGAACCUGAACAUGUUUCUGCCCCUGGGAGUGGACUGCUGGAUUGACAACACCAGAGUGGUGUACAACCGGACCACGCGGAGGACCUCCAAUGCCCCCGGGGUCCACAUUCGAGUCCCUGGGUUUGGCAAAACAUACUCGGUGGAAUAUUUGGACAAGAGCAAACUGGCCGGCUACCUCCACACCUUGGUCCAGCACUUGGUCAACAACGGCUACGUGCGCGACCAGACCGUGCGCGCCGCCCCUUACGACUGGAGGAUCGGGCCCAACGAGCAGGAGGCCUACUUCCUCCGGCUGCGGGGGCUGGUGGAGGAGAUGCGCCAGGCCUACCAGAAGCCCGUCUUCCUCGUCGGACACAGCAUGGGCAACCUCCACAUCCUCCACUUCCUGCUCCAGCAGAGCCCCGCCUGGAAGAAGCGCUUUGUCGGGGGCUUUAUCUCGCUGGGGGCCCCCUGGGGAGGAGCCGUCAAGUCCAUGCGGGUCCUGGCCUCCGGGGACAACCAGGGCAUCCCGAUCAUGUCCAGCAUCAAGCUCCGCGAGGAGCAGCGCAUGACCACCACCAGCCCCUGGCUCUUCCCGACGCAGCUGGCCUGGCCCCCGGGCCACGUCUUCGUCUCCACGCCGCACCGCAACUACUCCUUCGGCGACUACCGGCGCUUCUUCGCCGACGUGCGCUUCGAGGACGGCUGGUUCAUGUGGGAGGACACGCGGGGGCUGCUGGAGGGGCUGCCGGCGCCGGGGGUGCCGGUCUUCUGCCUCUUCGGCAGCGGGCUGCCCACCCCCGAGGGCUACGUCUACGACGAGCGCUUCCCCUUCGAGGACCCCGUCGAGGUCCGCCUGGCGGACGGCGACGACACGGUCACCACCCGGAGCCUGGAGCUGUGCAAGCGCUGGCGGGGCAGGCAGGCCGAGCCCGUCUGGGUCCAGGCCCUGCCCGGCCUCGACCACCUGGGCAUGGUCUUCCACAACCGCACCCUCCGCCUCCUCAACCGCAUCCUCUUCGGGACCUGGGACCAGGAGCAGCAGCACCAGGAGCAGGAGGAGUGGGGCCAGGGCCAGUGAGGAGGAGGAGGAGGAGGGGGCGCAGAGGGCCAGGACGGAAUGGCCGACGGAAGAGAGCCGGAGGGGGGUCUCUGGCCGCCUCGCUUCGGAAGGAAGGCCCUGGCCGGGACCGGACCCUGGGGCGAAUGGGAGGGAGGGAGGGGGCGGCAAGGACGGA
Molecule: messenger RNA, 1560 nt
Organism: Sceloporus undulatus (fence lizard)
Lineage: Eukaryota; Metazoa; Chordata; Lepidosauria; Squamata; Phrynosomatidae
Gene: LCAT
Product: lecithin-cholesterol acyltransferase
Exons: 6
Coding region: 84-1403 (439 amino acids)
Biological process (GO): lipid metabolic process
Molecular function (GO): phosphatidylcholine-sterol O-acyltransferase activity
Source: RefSeq, a predicted model, not a curated record